Messenger RNA from Hyaloscypha bicolor E, 1499 nucleotides. Its product is annotated as HSP20-like chaperone. Gene Ontology annotation, biological process: response to hydrogen peroxide; protein complex oligomerization; response to salt stress. The annotation marks the transcript as partial. The record is from RefSeq and is a predicted model, not a curated record. The transcript has a single exon. NCBI's taxonomy places the organism in Eukaryota, Fungi, Ascomycota, Leotiomycetes, Helotiales, Hyaloscyphaceae.
UUCCAGUCCAUUCUUAUCAAUUCUGUGUGACUGCGUGUUGCAUUAUUGUCUGAUGGGUUGCUUUUUGCCUUCGUAACCCGACUUGCUGCCUAUGAGCCUUGCCUACGCGGCAAAGUUGCCUUUAGGGUUGGUGUGGUGUUUGCUAUAAAUCUCAUGACCUGUCCCCCACCUCCUUUCUCUGCAACUCACACACUUUUAUCUUUCCACAAGAAAAGUAUACUCUCCUACACACAAACACAAACACAUACUACAAUCAUCACACACACAAACAUAAAACAUGGCAUACAACAACUAUCAACAAGUCCCUUUCUGGGAUUUCCUACGAGGCUUCGAGCAGAACGGAGCAGGUGUUGACCACACGGCUCCUGGACCUGGAGCCCACCCUUUCUUCGGCUCCCCUCCACCACAUGGCGCUGGUCCCUUUGGAGCUGGGGGUCCUCCCAUGCAUGGCCCCGGCUUUCCCUUUGGUGGAAGGGGUGGAUGGGGAGGCAGAGGUGGAAUGGGCGGAAUGGGCGGCGGAUGCAGGGGACGGCACUGCCGUCGCGACCGUGAUGGAGAAGAAGAGGCCCGCGACUCAGGUGUUGAGGGGGAACACACCGAGGGCGAGGGCGAGGGUGAAGCUAAAGAAGGAGAAGAGAGCAACGAGGAACGCCCUGAGGGGCGUCGUGGCCGCAGAGGUCAUCAUGGCCAUGGAAGAGGUGGUCCACAUGGGUUUGGAGCAAGAGGCGGAUGGGGACAUCACGGCCGUCAUGGACACGGGCCUCACGGACGCAGAGGGCCUCCACAAUUCGGUGCUGCAUCAGGUGGAAUGGGAGCAUUCGAUCUGAGACCCAUCUUUGAGGCUCUCCAAAACCACCCCAUCGGCCAGCACCCCUGGGCCCAAGCACUCCGCAACAUGGCUGAGCAAGCUGGUGCCGGCGCACAAAGAUCAGGUGAGACACUUGUCCCCGAGGAGGCCGACAGCGAAACCUUUACCCCUCCCGUCGACAUCUUCUCUACUGAGAGAUCAUACAUUCUCCAUUUUGCUUUGCCAGGUGCAAAGAAGGAAGACGUUGGAGUCAACUUUGAUUCAGACAAGGGUGUCUUGAACGUCGCAGGUGUCGUUUACAGACGCGGUGACGAGGAGUUCUUGAAGACUUUGACCACCAGCGAGAGGAAGGUGGGGAUGUUCGAACGCACUGUCAAGCUACCACCUGGAGAUGAAGAGAAGGAAGAGGUCGAUGGAGAUGCGAUCACAGCAAAACUUGAGGAUGGCGUGUUGGUCGUUACAGUACCGAAGAUUGAGAAGGACUGGACUGAGGUCAAGAGAGUUGACAUUGAAUAGGGUGGAACCGUAGCCAAGGCCAGCUAGCCUGAGCUGGAGUUUUGGAUUGGAUUGGAUUCGGCUUUCUUUUCUCCUUGUCUGUAUCACAACACAUUUGGUAACAUAAUGACCUGAGAGGUCACUGAAAAAUCCCCCAAAAAAAAUGCCAUCUGGCAAUUAAAAAACUCUUCUUGCC